AUGUUUACAGAAUGGUUUACAGAAUGGUUUACAGAAUGGUUUAAGAAUGGUUUACAGAAUGUUAACAGAACUGAUGUUGCAAAAUCUUUCUUCACUGAUAAGAUUGCACGUAAUUUAUUUCCUGAACCAAUCGGGCAAUCUUGCGGAACAGUUCAG
This is a messenger RNA of Racocetra fulgida, 156 nucleotides long. Lineage: Eukaryota; Fungi; Glomeromycota; Glomeromycetes; Diversisporales; Gigasporaceae. The record is from the annotation of a GenBank genome assembly.